Molecule: messenger RNA, 1114 nt
Organism: Prunus persica (peach)
Lineage: Eukaryota; Viridiplantae; Streptophyta; Magnoliopsida; Rosales; Rosaceae
Product: universal stress protein PHOS34
Exons: 5
Coding region: 110-628 (172 amino acids)
Source: RefSeq, a predicted model, not a curated record
UGUUUCUGUUGACUGAAAAUUUUGGUGGGACUGGAAGUCGUAUCAGAGUAGAAGGUGAACAUUUCCUUUUAGAGCCAUCGCGGGUCAAUUUUGAGUUGAAAAACCAUUCAUGGCUGGGAACCUCGGAUGCGUGAUCGUGGCCGUCGAUGGCAGCGAGGAGAGCAUGAACGCCUUGAGCUGGGCCCUCGACAACCUCAAGCUCCGAUCCCCUGCCCCCGAUUCCACCACCUCCGCAGGCCACUUCGUCGUCCUCCACGUCCAAUCUCCGCCGUCCAUCGCCGCCGGCCUCAGCCCCCCCGCCAUUCCCUUCGGUGGGCCCAGCGAUGUGGAGGUGCCUGCGUUCAACGCUGCGAUCGAGGCGCACCAGAGGCGAAUCACGGAGGCCAUAUUGGAAUACGCUUUGAGGAUUUGUUCCGAGAAGAAGGUGAAUGUGAAAACCCAAGUGGUUGUUGGGGAUCCGAAGGAGAAAAUUGGUGAAGCUGCUGAGAAUUUGCAUGCUGAUUUGCUUGUCAUGGGGUCCAGAGCUUUUGGUCCUCUAAAAAGGAUGUUUCUGGGAAGUGUAAGCAAUUAUUGCGCUAACCAUGUGCAAUGUCCAAUCAUCAUCAUCAAGGGAAAGGUGGCUUCCUGAUAAGAAAAGGGAUGUUCAGGCAUUGAAUACUUCAUACCAGCUGCUAAGAACCUAUUGCAGAGUGAUAAUUAUUAAAUUGUAGAAUCAGGAUGUAGUGCAAUUUGUUUAAAUACUUACCAACAUUUCUUUCAUCAAAUUGAUGAAGUUUCUUAAAUACCGUUCAGCAUUCUUUUUUUUUUGUACUGUUACUUUGUAGUAGUACCAAAGUUAUAUGGUCAUUUUGCGCUCCUUGUGGAACUACAAAGGACUAAUGCAGUAAUGUUGUGUGCUUUUCAUAGGCAGAAAUCGAUGCAUAUAGGUUGUAUUUCACUCUUAGAAGUUCCUAUCCCUCUCUUAGAACAUGUUUCCGGCCAGAGGUUACUUACCUGAUAUACAGAUGUUUCAUUCAUUAUGAACCAUAGUUGUGCUGUUUUUAUGCCAUACCUCACUUGUUACUUGACAUCCUUAUUUGUGAAAUUAUAUAUGGCUAGUUUUGUUUCGGUGGAA